Molecule: messenger RNA, 669 nt
Organism: Megalobrama amblycephala (Wuchang bream)
Lineage: Eukaryota; Metazoa; Chordata; Actinopteri; Cypriniformes; Xenocyprididae
Gene: gemin7
Product: gem (nuclear organelle) associated protein 7
Exons: 2
Coding region: 63-527 (154 amino acids)
Biological process (GO): spliceosomal snRNP assembly
Cellular component (GO): SMN-Sm protein complex
Source: RefSeq, a predicted model, not a curated record
UCAUUUAUAAUAAAUACUGCAAUAUUCCACAAAAAAAAGGUCCAUUUUGAUUUUCUUGCUUGAUGACUUUUAUUUUGAAAAUAAACAGCGCUCUUCCGGUCGGACAUUCAGACGCUGCGCUCAUUUUGAAUGAGGCAUCUGAACCAAACAGUAUGAAGACUCCAGUGAGUGUUCUCCGGCUGCCCCGAGGACCGGACCCGAACAGCCGCGGAUUCGACCCGAACUCCCCCCGCUUCAUCGCUCUGUGUCCCACAACACUCUCCUCAUCUUCAUCAGGACGCGCUGACGAAGAGGAGCAGCGGCUGCGGUCAGAUCUGCGCGAGAGAUUUCUGCGGACUCUCUUAUCGAUGACAGACAAACAAGUGGAGUUCAACAUGCACGAGAAAGUGCGCGUUCGCGCGAGGUUCGGGGCCUCGGAUAUAGACGUCCUGAAUUUCCAGGUGUCUGAUUUGGAGACUCCUCUCGGCAUUCAGAGAGAAGCUCUUCUGAGGAGCCAGGAUGUGAUUUCAUGCUCAUUUGAGCUGUGAGAGAGAGAGUUCACUGUGGCGCGCGAUGCCGAUCUUCACCACUAGAUGGCGCCGGAAGUAUUGUGAUGACUGGGUUCAAGGAACUUUCUCGUUGUUUCAUUGUUUUUUUAUGUAAUAAACGUUUGCAAUGUUCAGAACUUCA